UUCCUGAGCUAAAAUAAAAAAAAUGAAAAUCGUUUUUAUGCUGGUGGCAUGCCUAGUGUCGCUCAAAAGUGUGCGACCGCAGGUUGAAUCAAUAGGAUCUACUGGUAAUUGUAUCUGUACGUUGGAAUACAACCCUGUUUGCGGAAGUAAUGGACGAACAUAUUCCAAUCCAUGUCAGGCACGCUGCGCAGGUGUUAGUGUAAGAUGCCAAGGCAGCUGUCCGUGUUCUACCGACAGUUGUGUUUGUCCACGAAUAUAUCGCCCUGUGUGUGGACGUGACGGGCAGACAUACCCAAAUAGCUGUACUGCUAGAUGCAGAGGUGCCAGAGUACAAUGCAAUCGGAGAUGCCCAUGCUCUGGUGGUGGUGGUGGUUGUAAUUGUCCAGAAAUCUAUAGCCCAGUAUGUGGCAGCAAUGGCGUCACUUACGACAACAGGUGCUUGGCCCGUUGCAGAAAUGUGAGAGUGAGAUGUAAUCGACGAUGUCCUUGUUCUGGCAACAACAAUUGUAAUUGUCCAAGAAACUAUGAUCCAGUGUGUGGAGUUGAUGGAAGAACUUACAAUAACAGAUGUGAGGCCCGCUGCAGAAAUGUGAGAGUAAGAUGCAAUCGACAAUGUCCCUGUUCUGGCAACAACAAUUGUAACUGUCCGAGAAAUUAUGACCCCGUGUGUGGAGUAAAUGGAAGAACUUACAAUAACAGAUGUGAGGCCCGCUGCAGAGGUGUUCGAGUAAGAUGUCAGGAGCGUUGUCCUUGUCGUAACUGUCCAUGCCCCAGAAAUUAUGCCCCAGUGUGUGGACGUGAUAGACGAACAUAUUCAAACUCAUGUCUUGCACGUUGCAAUGGGAUCAAUCGCUAUACCCAAGGAUCAUGCAGAGGUAGACAAGACAUGGGCUCACUCGUUACGUCAUUGGAUGCACAGCCAUAAUGAACCUUGUCAGCUGGAAAUAUGACGUAUUGAUGGAGGAUCUUCAAUUACCUCAUACUCUUUGCAAUGAUUUUUUUCUAGGAAAAAAACCCAUCUUUUUAUUAUUAGAAUGUGUUUUUGUUAGCGUAAUAAUGCUUUAAAUACAAAUUCAAAUAAGAGAUAA
Molecule: messenger RNA, 1088 nt
Organism: Saccostrea echinata
Lineage: Eukaryota; Metazoa; Mollusca; Bivalvia; Ostreida; Ostreidae
Product: serine protease inhibitor dipetalogastin-like
Exons: 9
Coding region: 23-925 (300 amino acids)
Molecular function (GO): protein binding
Source: RefSeq, a predicted model, not a curated record